Molecule: messenger RNA, 2757 nt
Organism: Magallana angulata
Lineage: Eukaryota; Metazoa; Mollusca; Bivalvia; Ostreida; Ostreidae
Exons: 13
Coding region: 1-2601 (866 amino acids)
Source: RefSeq, a predicted model, not a curated record
AUGGAUUUAUGGUUUGUUGCAUUUCUUCAGAUCUCCAGUAGCCUUACUGCCAAGCACAGGGCAUAUCUCCAGAGGACUAACCUCAUGGCACUCCUUGUCCUGUGUUGUCCAGGAGGGAACUUCUCUCUGGGUUUGAUCUCCAGUAGCCUGGCUGCCAGCACAGGACAUAUCUCCAGACGACCAACUUCCUGGCAUUUUUUUCUGUGUUGUCCAGGGGACAGCUUCUCUCUGGGUUUGAUGAUAGUAGCUCUGAAGGACUGGGAAGAAGUUCAGAACCGGAUAUGUCAGAGUCACUUGUGUCGGAAUGUGUUAGUAAACCAGAUGAGGACCACAGAAAUGGGGUCAAAAUUACAAGGAUGUAUAGUUUUCUUAUUUAAUGUUGCUUUUUUAAUGCUUUUAUUUCAUAAAAGCGACAGUGUUGUUUUGAUAAUAUCUGAUGCGGGAAAAAGUUUGAACACAUCAGGAGAAAUUUUGAACACCAUUGGAAAGCAACAGUGUGUACGAGAAUGCAUGCGGCGGGGGGAUUGUCUCUCAGUCAAUUACUGGAGAAGCGAGCUACGAUGUCAGCUGAACCCCUCCACAGUGGGCCCGGGGGCUGUCUUAGUACCGGACGUUAAUAGUGUGUAUAUGGAGAAGGCAUCACAGCCCCAGGACUUACUUUCUGGACUUUGUUCUUCAUACGCAUGCGCAGACAAGUGUACAGAGUUGUCUAGUGGAACGACGUCCUGCAUGGCUGUGUACAGCGCACCAUCAAUAGUAUCGUCAUCUACAACAACAAGUCAAACAACGACAACAAGUCCAACUACAACAAUAAGUCCAACAACAACGACUACAAACGACAACAAGUCCAACAACAACAAGUCCAACAACAACGACAACAAGUCCACCUACAACAAGUCCAACAACAACAACAAGUCCAACUACAACAAGUCCAACAACAACGACAACAAGUCCAACAACAACGACAACAAGUCCAACUACAACAACAAGUCCAACAACAACGACAACAAGUCCACCUACAACGACAACAAGUCCAACUACAACAAGUCCAACAACAACGACAACAAGUCCAACGACAACAAGUCCAACAACAACGACAACAACCCAACAACGACAACAAGCCCAACAACGACAACAAGCCCGACAACGACUAUAAGUCCAACAACAACGACAACAAGUCCAACAACAACGACUACAAGUCUAACAACAACGACAACAAGUCCAACAACAACAACUUCUACAACAACGACAACUUCAGCCCCAUCAACAACUUCUACAACAUUACCGACAACAACAAUAGGAAGCACUAUAAGUUGUCCAUCAAUUUUUGUUUGGAAUCCCUCCGUCGGUUUGUGCUACAAAGUAGAGGAGGUUCCAUUGCUUUGGCAAGAUGCUAAAGUUCAUUGUGAAUCUAAAGGGGCACGAUUGGCAGUUCUAGAUAUCCCGCCAAAACUUGAUGUGCUCGCUGGAGAUUACACCGCAGGACUUUUGUUGAACUACCAAUACUAUAUAGGAGCAUCGUACGAUGCUUACCUCAGCGACUGGAAAUGGGUUGAUGGCCUGAUAGUGGACCCCGUGUUCUUGAUGAACUAUCUGGUGACUGGAGGUUCCGGCAACUGUCUGGUUUGGGAUGACACGUACGGUCUGUCUGACGUUCCGUGUUCCACGACUAUGUCUUUCAUCUGUGAAGUUCCUGUAACCACAUCAUCACCUCCAACGUCACUUCCGCCAAUGACGCCAAGUACAGCAUUAACCACAAAUCCAGGCUCUACUUGUCCAACGACCUUCACCUUGAACCCAUCUAUCAAUCUCUGUUAUCAGGUGGUUGAAAUUGCAAUGUUGUGGCUAGAUGCAAAAGUGCAUUGUGAGGCCAAGGGAGCCAGACUCGCGGUUCUGGACACACCAGGAAAACUUGACGCCAUUUUUAUUGAUUACACUGGCGGACUAUUAUUACAUUACAACUAUUUUAUCGGAGCGGAUUUCGACGACACUGCUGUUGAAUAUAAAUGGGUCACCAAUGCCUUGGUAGACUCCAGUGGAUUUCUGUCUAAUUAUCCGGUUACCAGGGUAACAGGUCACUGUCUGAUGUGGAGCGACCUGGAUCUGCUGCGAGACUACCCCUGUAGCAGUCCCCUACCCUCGAUUUGUGAGAUCCCAAUGGGAGCGCCGACGGGAGCGCCGACAGCCCCAACUGCUGCGCCGUCUUGUCCGUUCAUAUGGAAACCGGAAGUAUCAUUGUGUUACAACAAUGUAGAGGAGACUCAUAAAUGGUUUGAGGGCAACACAACGUGUAUCAAUAGCGGAGGACGUCUAGCCAUUUUGAACACUCAUGAAAAACUUACAGCCGUACUAAACGAUUACGAUUUUGGAGAAAUUCUUUUUUCGAAUCAGUACCAUAUUGGUGGUCAGUACGUUUCUGGGAUCGGCUGGGAAUGGGUUGACGGUUCACUGGUGGAUCCAACAUUGUUGGCAUACUACGGCAUCAUUGGUGUGGAUGGGGAAUGUUUGAUAUGGGACUCGAUGAAUCUUCUAGCUCAAGAUAAAUGCGACAGUUCCUUACGGGUUCUGUGUGAAACUGUUGUGGCAAUGGAUUUCUCAUAAUAAGGACAUCCAUAUACAUGCCUUCUGAAGAAAUUACUUGAAAUUAAGGCUUAAAUGAUGAGCCUUUUGAUUAAAAUAUUGCGUUUGCCUUCAACACUGAUUUUUAACAUACUUUUAUUCCUUUCGGGAGAAAUGGGGGGGGGGACUUUUAUUCCU